Oncorhynchus keta (chum salmon) is the source of this 1917-nucleotide messenger RNA. Its product is annotated as phospholipid phosphatase 4-like. Gene Ontology annotation, molecular function: phosphatidate phosphatase activity. The transcript has 7 exons. The record is from RefSeq and is a predicted model, not a curated record. Gene Ontology annotation, biological process: phospholipid metabolic process. Lineage: Eukaryota; Metazoa; Chordata; Actinopteri; Salmoniformes; Salmonidae. The coding region runs from base 341 to 1201 and encodes 286 amino acids.
UCUGCCUCCCUCCUUCGAUGCUCUUAUAGUUUUGUGCCCUACGUUCUCUCCCGUCUCUCACCUAACUGGGUAAUUGAUGGAACGGAGAAAGGAGACUUUCAUGCAAUGAAGUAGUAUUUUUCAUCAGACGAGGUGCAAUCAGGAGAAUUCUCUUGCGACAUCAGACAGUGGAGCCUCAGCAGCGAGGAGGGGAGGGAAGAUUCUGUUUCAGGUAAUUGAGUCGCGACAGAUGGGCACGACGACUGGUUGCCGACGCGCCUGACACCGAAAAAGAGGGAUUAUUUUAUAGACUGACCACUCCUUGCUUGUCAAUUCUACCUGGCGGAUUGUCUCAAGAAUCAUGAAUAUGUCACCCCACGACCUGAGGAAAAAUAUACGAGAGCUGGCAUUAGAGAUUGGUGUACGAGUUCUUCUUUUCGGAGUUUUUGUAUUCACAGAGUUCCUGGAGCCCUUUGAGAGAGUGAUCCAGCCAGAGGAGCUGUGGCUCUACAAAAAUCCCUUGGUGGAGUCGGACCAUAUCCCCAAGAGGGUCAUGUCCGCGAUUUCAUUUCUCACUCCGUUGGCUGUGAUAUUUGUGGUGAAGAUCAUUCAGCGGACAGAUAAGACAGAAAUCAAGGAGGCGUGUCUAGCUGUCUCACUUGCUCUGGCUUUGAAUGGAGUCUUCACAAACACUAUCAAGUUGAUAGUUGGCAGGCCCAGGCCAGACUACUAUCAGCGCUGUUUCCCAGAUGGACAGGUGAAUAUUAAGAUGCUGUGCACCGGAGAACCAGACCUAGUGUCAGAGGGACGCAAGAGUUUCCCCAGCAGCCACUCCUCCUUUGCGUUCUCUGGCUUGGGCUUCACCUCCUUCUAUCUGGCUGGGAAGCUGCAGUGCUUCACAGACGGGGGCCGCGGGUGCAGCUGGCGUCUGUGUGCCAUGUUGCUGCCUCUCUACAGCGCUUUGAUGAUCGCCCUGUCCCGCACCUGCGACUACAAACACCACUGGCAAGAUGCCUUUGUUGGAGGGGUGAUCGGCCUGAUUUUUGCCUACAUCUGCUACCGACAGCACUACCCUCCGUUCCUGCACAUGCACUGCCACCUGCCUUAUGCCAGUCUGGACAAAGCCCCCCACCUCGAUUCUGCCCAGGGCGAUCCUCGGGUCCUGCCCACUGAGAACGCCACCAGCCUGCCUCUGAAGGGAAUGACGGAGGGGCCUGUAUGACUCUUGCCCACCCCUACCUCCAGACACAGUCUCUAACCCCACCCUCACCCCAGGACCACCCAACCCGCUCCCCCUCUCACUAACUGUAGAUGACUAGCUUGCACAUACAUAUACCAGUGGACAGUGCUGUACCCCUCCCUCCCCCUCUCAGUCUUUCUCCCUGUCUCUCACCUCCCUACAUCCUCACCCUUUGUUUGUUUUGCCUGCCGGAAUCAGCACCCUUUCAGUGGUCUUUAUUUAGAGAGGCUGUGUAUGUAUGGCAUCUGGGAAUAUAGGACAACACUGCUGGAGCAAAAAGGCAAAGCCCUAACCCAACAUUAAACUGCUAGGAUGUUCAUUACAAGUUGUUGCUCAACAUUUUAUUUACUGCUCACUUUAGUAGAAUGGAGUUAGCUGGUAUAGCGGUUGGUAUCAAUUUGAUGUAGAGUUGGAUGGAAAGCAGAGCGCCUGGUGGUAAAAUCCCAUUAAAUGUCACAGCUCCCCAAUUUGAUUUAUUAGAUAUCUAAUCGCUUUGUCAGUGAUGGAAUUCACACUACAAAAUCUGAUAGCUCAAACAUUUCUAAUGUUGAGAGAACACAUCAACUAUAAUGGCCAGAUGUAUGGUCACUAAUGUUGUCCAAACUGUAUUCUAUUAUUAUUCAAUUAGCCUUGGUCUUACACCCACGGACGUUUUUUUUGCAUUGUUCACAUCUCUCCUACUGCUGGUUUUCCAUGGA